UAAGCGAGAUAAGUUUCGUUUUCCCGAUGUCACUGUUGUUAUGACGUGGUUUCUUGGAAUUUAUUUCCCUUAGAGACCUGUUAGGUUAGGAUAUUGUUUUUCCUCCACUUUACGGCUUGGUCGUGGAAGAGGAGACGUUUAUUCUCGUAUGAAAACAUUGAUAAUUUGGCUAAGCUUCAAUACAUAUGGCGGCUCUUUGUUUUGCCAUUUCUGCGGAAAUGAAAAUGAAAAUUUAGUUAGUGACAACAAGUAACAACUGUGACUUGGUGUGACUUGGGACUUAGUGAGUUGAUCUGAGUCUUAUUGUUGUCAACGUUGCACGUUUCAGACGUCUAAAAGGCAACUGGAAAUACCUGUUUAGGUAGGGGUAUAGGCAACGAUUCCACGUGCCACACUGUCCCAUCACUGAGCUGUCUAUAAUUCAGGGUAAACGAGGCAUGGCCCAGUGGGAGAGGCUGCAGCAGCUGGACCCCCUGUAUCGGCAGAAGGUGCAUGAGCUGUAUGACCGGGAAGAGUUGCCAAUGGAUGUGCGCCACUAUCUAGCCCCCUGGAUUGAGAGUCAAGAAUGGGAUCGUGCAGCGAUGGAUCCACAAUUGGCUGUGGUCCUCUUUCAGGUCCUCCUGGAGAAUCUGGACAACCAAUACAGCCGCUUUUUGCAGGAGGGGAACGGGGAGAGCUUUGUGUUGCAGUGUAGUUUCCGAAGAUUCAAACAGAACUUUCAGCGGUACCAAGAGGAGCCGUAUACUCUGGCUAAAAUCAUUCAGUGGUUCCUUACCAAAGAGAGAGAGAUUCUACGCAUGGUUGAGCUGCCUGACCAGGUGCAGUUGUUGCAGGUUCAGCAAGGCAACAUGGAGACGGACAGCGAGCGAAACAUGCAGAAGAAGGUGGAGGAAGUGCGGCACAAAGUGCAGGUGAUGGAUCACACUGUGAAGUGUUUGGAAGAGCAGCAAGAUGAGUUUGACUUCAAGUUCCAGACCCACAAAAUGGAAGGACCUAUUACUCCUGAAGAUCAGAAGGUAUUGCAAAUGAUGCUCAACCGUUUGGAUCAGUCCCGCAGGUCUCUGCUGUCCAACCUGACAGAUCUGCUGAUCUUGAUGGAGGAAGCAAUGUCUUUGCUGGUGGAAGAUGAGCUUGUGCAGUGGAAAUGGAGACAACAGAAGUCCUACAUCGGAGCCCCCGAAGACACAAGUCUGGAGAAACUUGAGCAAUGGUUCACAUCUAUGGCUGAGGGUAUGUUCCAGAUUCGAGAGUUCCUGCAGAAGCUUGAGGAGUUGUCUGGAAAAGUAUCCUACGAAAAGGAUCCCGUCUUAUCCCAGAAGCCUUCGCUGCAACAACGGGCUGACAGCAUCCUUACCACUCUGCUCAAGAGUGCUUUUGUGGUGGAGACUCAGCCCUCCAUACCACAGGGGAAGGGGCCUCUUGUGCUGCGCACCAAUGUUCAGUUCUCUGUCAAAACCAGGUUCCUUGUGAAGGUCCCAGAACUGAACCACUCCAUGCAGGUGACAGUUACUAUGGACAAGGAUGCUCCUCAGGUGAAAGGGUACCGGAAGUUCAAUGUGUUGGGCACGGCGACCAAGGCCCUGAACAUGACAGAGAGCAUGCAGGGAGGCAUGGUGGCCGACUUCAGACACCUGACGCUCAAGGAGCAGAAGGUGGGAGCAGGAGGGAAAGGCAUCAGUGAUCUCUCUCUAAGUGUCACAGAGGAGCUCCACAUCAUAAACUUUGAGACAGAGUUUAACCAUAAUGGCCUGUCGGUUAAGCUAGAGACCUCCACCCUUCCGGUUGUUGUGAUCUCGAACUCCAGUCAACAGCAGAGUGCCUGGGCUUCUGUGCUGUGGUUCAACAUGCUGUGUUCUGACCAUAAGAAUGUGCUGUUUUUUGCAAACACAACGCCAGCCCCUUGGGCCAAGGUAGGGGAGAUGCUGAGUUGGCAGUUUCUGUCGGCCGCUGGAAGAGGCCUAGACACGAAUCAGCAGGACAUGAUCGCUCAAAAACUGUUUGGAAAGCAACAGAGCUACGACGCCUGCACCAUCUCCUGGGCCAGGUUUAGCAAGGAAAAUGUCCCAGAGAACAGCUUCUCUUUGUGGGUGUGGUUGGACGGCAUCCUUUCCCUGGUAAAGACCUAUCUGGCUGAUGUCUGGAAAGAUGGCUCAGUGAUUGGGUUCAUCAGUAAGGGCAGGGAGAAGACCCUUCUGAAGAAGAGGAUGGACGGCACCUUCCUGCUGAGAUUCAGCGAGAGUAUAAAAGAUGGAGGAGUCACGUUCAGCUGGGUUGAGACCGACUUGCAGGGUAACAGAAAUGUGCGGAGUGUUCAACCUUUCACCAAGACCGAUAUGAGUCAGAUCCCAUUCGUUGAGAUCAUCCGAAACUUCCAGAUCCUGGAGGCAGGGAACAUUCCAGAAAACCCACUGCGCUACCUUUACCCUGACAUACCCAAAGACAGAGCAUUUGAGAAAUAUUACACAGAAAAGGGCGGAGAGGACAGUCCAUACAUCAAAUACAUCAAGACCAAGUUAAUGUUUGUGUCCAAAGAGAGCGGGACUGAGGGCAAACAGCCAAUGAACAGUCUGUGUUUGCAGCACUGCGAUGAGGUCACAGCUCCAGAUGAUCCUCUGGCAGACUCCAUGGACAAGUUCUUAAACUGUGACGGGGAAACACCUUUGCUGAGUGGUGGUGUGUCAGACAUGGAUGAAGACCUGUUUCAGAAGUUUCUCAAUGACCCAAAUAUGCUGGAUGGGAUGAAUAUGCCGGAAACUAGCCUCCCAGAUCUCAUCCUUAGCCAACUAGAAUAAACCUGCAUAGCAUAGCGCCUUGUUUUAGCCAAACAUGCACCUUUUUUUAGCCAAACAUGCACCUUUUUUUAUUUGUUUUCAUCCCCUCAGAGUCCCCUCAUGAUAUCUGACAUGGACAUUGUCAAAUGUAUUGCCAACCUUAAAUAAUUAUCAGUGGAGAGGAAUAUGUUGGCAUGCACUCCUUAGCUGUAGUGACAGCAAAACAGUGUGCAUUGGCAAUUCUAUCCCAUUUUAUUUGUAUUGAUUGAGGAAUUGCUAGUAGUAACUAGUCCCAAUAAGGCACUUUACUGACAUAAGUAUGACUAUAAGAAGCACUUACCACAAGGUACAAACAAUGGCUCAAUUCAGAAUCUCCUAGGACCAGUUUCUCAUACAUAGAUUAACUUAAUCAUUGCAAUCUUUUUCUCAAAGGAGAUCUUCAUUGAAGUUCUUUUUUAGUUCAUGUAUAGGAAACCAGCCUCUAGAGUCUUAUUUUUUCCUCACAAUCUGACUACUUUGUUAUUCAUUGACAGCUCAUUCAUAUUUACCAAAUUAAUAUAAUUUUUCUUUUUUUUUUUUGUAGUGUAGUUCUCACCAGCUAAACGUUAUAUGUUUGGUAUUUCUUGGUUGUUAUUCCUACAAUUUCAUUUGCAUUCAUUGUGGUCUGCGUCCGUAUGGAUUCAUUCUAGUGUAACGCUUGUGUUUUGAUCAUCAUAUAUAAAAUGUGAUUGAAAGAGAAUGGUAUAUUAAAACAAACUACUAGCUUGGUGUCAAUAGGCCAAAGGUUUAUGUUCUGACUUCAGAGAGUGAAAGUCCUACCACAUAUUUAUUUUAACCAUUCACUAAACCAGUUAAUCCUUACCAGUGCAACUCUUUAGCCAGGUAUAUCAGCUCCUUGGCAAUGUCACCUGUAUUAAGUACACAGACAGAAGGAAUACGUGGCAGGACCUUUACUUUUUGAUGCCAGGAUGUUCACACAUGUUCAAUUAGUGAGCAUUUAGUAAUCCCGUGUAAGAUGUGAACAAUAGGCAGACCAAGUCCUGAGAUGGAAUUGGAUCAAUUACAAUUACUCUUUUGAUCACCCCUCUAGAACUCGUUGCCAGCUAGGAUGACUAAGAUUCUUUCUGCCAAGACUAUUCAGAUUUUAGUCCCUGUGAAAAUUAGAGUCAAUCAUUUUCACUGUGCAUGCAAACACUAAGGACAUCGAAAUGUGACGAUAUUACAACACACAUAAUGGUCAUGCUUACACUCAAUCAGAGCUGCCAUAGUAAGAAGUUUUGAAAAUACAACUUCUGGGAAGAAACGUUUUAGUGGUUGUGUACAGUAUUGACUUUAUGAGAAUGAGAUAUGAAGUCCAUCAUGAAUUUAGCUUCUGCUGAUUUGUAAUCUCGCUUUGACAUAUUGCAUUUUGGCACCUGUAUUACUAUGUCUGACUUGAAUAUCUUUUCAGUGCAUACUAGCAAAUCUAAAAGUCUUGUGCUUUUUGUGGGCUAGGUUAAAAAAUGUGAAAUGGAAAAGUUUGAAGCUUUUGAUACUCGACCAGUUUCCCCAAUAUGACUGGAAAACAGUAAUCUUUUAAUUGGCAAAAUAAUACGAUGUCUUAACCAUGCACUUUUUAAAGAAAAUAAAUGACCAUAUUUGUAGUGCUAUGUAUUUUAAGAUGCAAUGCCGACUUAAAUGGUACAAUUUGUUUUUUUAUUCUUUGGUUAAAUGACUGGACACAAGCUACUAUGAUGUUGAAGCUUGUAAGUGCACUGAUUUUUCCUUGUAUUCCCCAAUGCAGUGCACACCAUAACUGUGUGUGACUUGGACAAAAGGCCAAACAUAAGAACAUGUAUUCUCUUCUUUAUGUAAAUAAAGUCUCCCAUGUAGAA
Alosa sapidissima (American shad) is the source of this 4645-nucleotide messenger RNA. RefSeq names its product signal transducer and activator of transcription 2 (gene stat2). NCBI's taxonomy places the organism in Eukaryota, Metazoa, Chordata, Actinopteri, Clupeiformes, Clupeidae. The coding region runs from base 438 to 2792 and encodes 784 amino acids. The transcript has 25 exons. The record is from RefSeq and is a predicted model, not a curated record. Gene Ontology annotation, biological process: response to peptide hormone; defense response; regulation of cell population proliferation. Gene Ontology annotation, molecular function: RNA polymerase II cis-regulatory region sequence-specific DNA binding; DNA-binding transcription factor activity, RNA polymerase II-specific.